AUGUGCCCGAAAAAGCGUUGGGGAUGGACUUUUGUGACAUACCUCUUGGCCUUCGACUCCUUAGGAGAUGUUCGAAACUUUUUAGAUUCGGUGGAUAUUCGGAAACCCAAGGAUGAUGAAAACAAUAAAGGGAUUUGCUCCUCUAUAUUCGACAAACGUACAGACUCGUGGUCUGCAGUUCAGUACUUCCAGUUCUACAGCUACAUUAGUCAACAGCAAAAUAUGAUGCAGGAUUAUAUCCGCACAUCAACUUACCAAAGAGCCAUUCUUGCGAACUCUUCAGCUGAUUUUCGUGGAAAAGUGGUGUUGGAUGUUGGUGCAGGUUCGGGGAUCUUGAGUUUCUUCGCCAUACAAGCAGGUGCGAAAAAGGUUUAUGCAGUCGAAGCCUCGAACAUGGCUUCUCAUUGUAAUAGUUUAGUUCAGGCAAAUAAAUUGGCGGGACGCAUCGUUGUAAUUAGUGGGAAAAUAGAAGAAAUCACAUUACCGGAACCAGUGGAUGUAAUUAUUUCUGAGCCAAUGGGUUAUAUGUUAUACAAUGAACGAAUGUUGGAAUCGUAUGUUCAUGCACGAAAAUUUCUGGCGCCACAUCUUCGACAAUCAUUGAAAAAGAUGCAGGUCAGACAAAAGAGAGAACAACCGAAUGAAGCGGACCAGUCACCAGACACAGUUAAGCACUUGUCUGAUUCGGAGCAAUCCGACGAAGUACUGACGGAUGAAGUGGAUUGUGAAGAUGUUUAUAUAUAUGAUCAGAUGGAAAAUAAGUCGACAAGGUUAUCGAACAGAUCAAUACAUUGUCCUGGAAUAAUGUUUCCGUCUGUGGCUAAAUUGUAUAUCAUUCCAUUCAGUGAUGAAGCUCUGUUUGCCGAACAAUAUGGAAAAGCUAACUUUUGGUAUCAACAGAGUUUUCAUGGCAUGGAUUUAACUGCUUUACGUAACGCCGCAGUCACUGAGUAUUUCAACCAGCCGAUAGUGGAUACAUUUGACAUCGGUAUCUGUCCAGCUUUGCCAUGUGUACACAUGGUUGACUUCCGUACUGUUUCUGAAGCUGAACUAGCCUCUAUCGAUAUUCCUUUGACUUACAAGAUUACUACUUGUUCCACAAUUCAUGGCCUUGCAUUUUGGUUUGAUGUUGGAUUUUUGGGCUCCCAACGAGAUGUUUGGUUAUCGACAGGUCCAACCGAACCACUUACUCACUGGUACCAGGUACGUUGUCUGUUGGGGACACCGUUAUUCGUCCAGGCUGGAGAAACGCUCAAUGGUCGUGUUCUGAUGCAUGCCAAUACUCGACAGUCUUAUGAUGUUCAAAUUGAACUGAUAGUACUGGCAGUCAAACAAAGGUACUUUCGAUUUUUCAUACGUAUCUCUAUCUCAUUGCAUUCCAAAUAAUCUUAUUGGGCGUAUAUAACUAUCCUAAAGUACAUUCGCUAUGAUUCUUAAUGUCGGAUACAGAAGGCCCCUUUUGACAUUUACCAACUCGCAUCACCUAUGGCGUCGACGACAUAUCAGACUAUCUAUCAGAGGACAAGUAUACUGUACUGUGGUCCUUUAUGUCCUGUUCUACUGCUGUGAGACAUAGGCGUUAAAAGUAG
This is a messenger RNA of Heterobilharzia americana, 1589 nucleotides long. The record is from the annotation of a GenBank genome assembly. NCBI's taxonomy places the organism in Eukaryota, Metazoa, Platyhelminthes, Trematoda, Strigeidida, Schistosomatidae.